GAUAGCCACACAUUGUAUUAUUUUCAAGGUUACUUUUUGUAACCUUAUCUUAAACAGAGUAACAGUUGUUCUCUUGCUAUUUUUCUCUUCUCGUUCUGCUCUGAAGGUUUCAGGAUAAGAUUUUACACUCUUGAGAUCACUACAAACAGAAGCAACAUGGGGUUUUCAGAUGAAAUUGCAGGCACAGUUAAGCAAGACUCUGAAAGACUGCGUGAGCUGAAAGCAUUUGAUGACAUGAAAACCGGUGUUAAAGGCCUUGUUGAUGAAGGGGUUGCAAAGAUCCCAAGAAUAUUUCAUCAUCAACCUGAUAAAUUUGUGAAGGCCUCAAAUUUAGGCAACACAGAACAUAUUAUUCCUGUUAUAGACCUUGCAGGUGUUGGCAAAGAUCAAAGUACACGCCAAGAAAUCAUAGGCAGAAUAAGGGAAGCAUCUGAGACAUGGGGUUUCUUUCAGGUUGUUAAUCAUGGCAUCCCUGUGACUGUUCUAGAGGACAUAAAAGAUGGGGUGCGAAGGUUUCAUGAAAAAGAUAGUGAGGUGAAAAAAGAGCUAUAUACCCGUGAUCAGACUAGGCCAUUUGUUUAUAAUAGCAACUUUGAUCUGUAUAGUUCACCAGCACUCAAUUGGAGGGACACUUUUGCUUGUUACUUGGCUCCUUAUACUCCCAAACCAGAAGAUUUGCCAGUAGUAUGCAGGGAUAUACUUCUGGAAUAUGGGACAAAUAUAAUGAAACUGGGAAUUGCACUGUUUGAAUUACUAUCAGAAGCUCUUGGGCUACAUUCAGACCAUUUAAAAAACAUGGGUUGUGCUGAGGGGCUUUUUUUUCUUGGCCAUUACUAUCCUGCAUGCCCUGAACCAGAAUUGACUAUGGGAACAACCAAGCAUUCUGAUAAUUGUUUUCUCACAGUGCUUCUCCAAGACCAUAUUGGUGGCCUCCAGGUUCUUUACAAGGACAAGUGGAUUGAUAUACCCCCAGUACCUGGGGCUCUUGUAGUUAAUAUUGGUGAUCUUCUGCAGGCAAGUUUUCUAUUCAAGAGUGUUGAACAUAGAGUACUGGCAAAUCACAUAGGUCCAAGAAUAUCUUUUGCAUGCUUUUUCAGGACUCAUCCUAAAUCAUCACCGAAGCUCUACGGACCUAUAAAAGAAUUAUUAUCAGAAGAAAAUCCUCUCAAAUACAGAGAAACCACAGUUACAGAUUAUGUAGCCUACUACAAUGCAAAAGGCCUUGAUGGAACCUCUGCUCUUCAACAUUACAGGAUUUGAGCUAGAUAAUAUAGACUGAGAUGGUUUAUUUAGCAAGAUAAAUGAAUAAACUACAUAAGCUGGAAAUAAUAGCAUUUAUCAAAUGCAAUAUGAUUGUGGAUUUAAACUGGUUUUAUAUUUAUGUAACAUGUCACGUCCUACCUAAGAAAUUUUAUAGUGUUUAAUUAUUUAUUAAUAAAAUAGGGUUAUAAAUAGGCUGGUAAACGAACCAGGGGUCUUUGGUCUAGCUCAUGAAGGUCUGGGCUUAUAUGUUUAAAAUUAGUUGUUGUAAUCAGACUUUGACUUAUAUAAAACCUUGUUUAAUAAAAAGGUAUCAAACUUCAAUUCAAAAGUCUGGCCUUAAAGCCUCUCGGGCUGGUCUAGUAUACUGAUUUUUAUUUUUAUUUUAUAUUUUUUAUACUACUCAUAAUAG
Molecule: messenger RNA, 1672 nt
Organism: Gastrolobium bilobum
Lineage: Eukaryota; Viridiplantae; Streptophyta; Magnoliopsida; Fabales; Fabaceae
Product: 1-aminocyclopropane-1-carboxylate oxidase homolog 1-like
Exons: 3
Coding region: 157-1260 (367 amino acids)
Source: RefSeq, a predicted model, not a curated record